Messenger RNA from Thecamonas trahens ATCC 50062, 1437 nucleotides. Its product is annotated as glycerophosphodiesterase. Lineage: Eukaryota; Apusomonadida; Apusomonadidae. Gene Ontology annotation, molecular function: phosphoric diester hydrolase activity. Bases 1 to 1437 code for a protein of 478 amino acids. The record is from RefSeq and is a predicted model, not a curated record. Gene Ontology annotation, biological process: lipid metabolic process. The transcript has a single exon.
AUGGAUGUUCCGGAGCAGAGGACGCUGGAGCGCAAGGUGCUGUGGUGGGUGGUGGGCGCGGUGGUGGUGCUGGCUCUUGCUGGCUCGUGCGGGGUUUGGCUGGCGGUGCGGGGCGGGCCGAUGGCUGUGGCGCACCGCGGGGCGUCGGGUGACGCUCCGGAGAACACCAUGCCGGCGGUCAAGGCUGCGCUGGCUGUCCACGGCGCUGCUGUCGAGUUUGACGUCCAGAUCACCAAAGAUGGCGUAGUGAUCGGCAUGCACGACACGACCGUCGACCGGACGACAAACGGAAAGGGCAAGGUCAACGAUCUGGAGUGGUCAUACAUCGCCACACUCGAUGCUGGAUCGUGGAAGAGCGAGAAGUUUGCCGGAACGCGCGUGCCGCGGCUGGAGGAAGUGCUUGAGGCCAUGGCAGCGAUGCCUGAUCGACUCCUGCUGCUGGACACCAAGAACAUUGGCGCCGGCCUGUUUGCCGGCGUCGCGGCGGCGCUCGACGCAGCGCCAGCGAGCGUCCGCUCCCAGGUCCGCAUCGGGUGCUGGGACAAAAAGUGUCUGGAGGCUGCGACCGCCGCCGGCCUUGGCGACGUACCGCGCAUUGUCAUCACCCCGUUCCCGGUGGCCCCGUUCGCCUUUGACGCCUACCGCAAGCUCGGCGUCGAGGGCUUCAACGUCGGCCUCCAGUUUGGCUUCCUCGGCCUCUGCAAGCCGUGGACCGCCAAGGCGCAGCACUCUGGCUUCUCGGUCUGGGUCUGGACCAUCGAUGACGAGAAGACGAUGGGCAAGGUCGCCUCGUGGGGCGUCGACGGCGUCGUCACCAACUACCCGGCGCGGGUCGGCGGCCUGCAUGCCGCCCACCAUCGCCUGCGUCACGGCUUCCAUCACGGCCACGGCCAUGGCCAUCACGGCCACGGCCAUGGCCAUCAUGGCCACGACGACGACCAUCAUGGCCACGACGACGACCAUCACGGCCACGACCAAGGCCAACACAACGGCCACGACCAGGGCCAACACGACGGCCACGACCAGGGCCAACACGGCGGCGACCAUCACGGCCACGACCAAGGCCAACACAACGGCCACGACCAGGGCCAACACGACGGCCAUGGCCACCGCCACGGCCACCGCCACGGCCACGAUGGCAAGCACGACAACCUCCUCCACGGCGGCGGCAAGUGUGGCUCCGCCAUGGCCGAAGCCCAUCGCGCCGCCAUGGUUUACGCAUGCUUCACUUUCCAUGACCACGGCCCGUUCAUGGGCGACGACGUGAAAAUGUCCCCAGGCGAGGCGUUCCUUUAUGACUCGGCGUCGUGCAAGGCGCUCGCCAACUGCCCGCGCACCGCCGACGGCGCAGACAUCGACGCUACUGCCGACGAGACCGCAGCCUGCGCCAAGCAUGCCGCUGAUCUCGUCGAGGAGUACCUCGGCCUUGUCCACUAA